GUAGGUGUGCGGAGUACGUGAAUUUAGAAAAAUUGGAAUGAGUUAAUGGGAGGGAGUAAAAAAGGUUUGGAUGGACCUGAAACAAGCCAUGAGGGGUCUAGACUGGUGCAGCUUAGCAAUUGGCAGAUGAGACAUGUCGAAUUUUGCUCCUAGGAGGUUAUGUAUCAGAAUAUUUUUUUUUUCUUUCCUCCUUUUUCUUCUUCUCUCCUUGCUGCUGUUCGUCUUGGUGAGGUGUGGGUUUGUACAAAUGUUGUACUUUGGGUCCGAGGGGGAUGCAUAUCCAUGGGUUAGUAGAACGUGGGACGGUAGAUAGGGUUCCAGUAU
Molecule: messenger RNA, 324 nt
Organism: Aspergillus pseudotamarii
Lineage: Eukaryota; Fungi; Ascomycota; Eurotiomycetes; Eurotiales; Aspergillaceae
Exons: 1
Source: RefSeq, a predicted model, not a curated record